AUGGAAAACGAAGGAAAGUUCGUCCGAGCCGGAGAUAGUUCGGAUAGUGAGCAUGAUGAGCCGCACAACAUCGAUAGUUCAGUGUAUUCGGAUGACCGGAGUCAGGAACCGAGCGGAAGUGAAGCAGGCUGCGGAAGUGAAGCAGGCUGCGAAAGCGAUCAGGAGCAUGACGAAAGCGCUGGUUCGAUCACGUCGGACACUCCAGAUUCUCCAAGUACGCCGAGCGAAAAUGAUGAAUGCGUUGAUCAGGUAAGCUCGGUAAACAACGGGACACCACCGGAGGAACCGAAAGGAACAAGGAAGGAAUCCGAGACUGUUGAGAAGAUCGAACGCUUGGAGAAGGUCAUAGCGGAGUUGACGAAAACGUUGAGCACGUACGAACGACCGGGUAACAGGACGCGUCCCGUUGUUGACGAAAAUUGGAGCGUCCCCCACGAUUCGAGUGACCGCCCAGACGGCAUUCAAGCCACUGUGAGAUGGGACCAUAUCAGACCUUUCCCGAGCGGUAUUCCCGCGAACAAAAUGUGGGAGGAAUGGAACCGCUUUAUAGAGAAUUUUGAAAUAGCAGCCUCCCUGGGAAACGCUGUCAAUGCCGCACAACGAUCGAAACUUCUCUUCCUUUGCUUGGGUCCAGAGCUUCAGGGCAUUGCAAGAGCUGCCAAGCUGCGACCGAGCCUGGCAGAGCCCGACUGCUAUUCAGCGUUCGUGAACAAUAUCCAACGGUACCUACAGUCCAUGACGGAUACAGCAGCGGAGCACGAGGCGUUCGCCGGAAUGAUGCAAGGUCCUGGAGAAUCCGCGAUAGCAUUCCACGCCAGACUUCAAGAGAAGGUUAGAUUAUGCGGCUACAGUCCCACUGACCAAGAGCGUUUCGUCAGAGCCCAAUUGCUGAAAGGACUUCGAAACAGGGAUCUCACCAAAGCAGCGAGGAUUUACAACUACGACGUGAAUUUCAUCGUCCAAUCAGCGACGAGAGAAGAGGCUUAUGAAGCGGAAACGGCGCAGCCUAGUGGUUCCGACAUUUCCGCAGUUCGUCGGGGAAAUUGGAAACAGCCCACCGAAAUGCAUCGAAAGCGCGGGAGAGAGGAUGGUCGAGAUGAUAUACGUCAGCCAAAGCGAUACCGCAGCUCCGACAAGCGGUCUGAUGGACGUCGCUAUCGUUGUUCCCGUUGCAACCGUCCCUCACACAGGAGUGGCACUACUUGCCCAGCGCUUGACAAGAACUGCAACGGAUGCGGCGAGCGGGGACACUUCAUUGCGACGUGCCGCAAGCGACGCGUGAACAACGUGCAACGUGAUACGGAUCGAAUCAACCCUCCUGGUUGGACUGAUGAUGAUGAGGAAGAAAAAAAGCAAGUAAAUGCACUGUCCCUUAGCGACGUGUUGGUUGAUUGUAGCGUGGGGUCAUCAAGUUCAAUAACGUUCUUGAUUGACUCCGGGGCCGAUGUGAACGUCAUCGGAGGUAACGACUGGAAGCUCCUAAAAAGAGAAUUUCAUCAAGGACGGGCUGAACUCCAGCCGGUUCAGCCGUCAAUAGACAAUGGGUUACACGCUUACGGGUCAAAACAACCAAUGACCAUCAAUGCUGCGUUCAGAGCUAACAUUAUUGUACCUGGAACUUCGAAACCCCCAGUUGAAGCAUUAUUUUACGUUGCGAGCCAAGGGCGACGAUCGUUACUCGGCCGGUCAACGGCUAGCGACAUGAGCUUGCUGCAUAUAGAAGUGGCGAUCAAUAGUUGCGAGAACUCGGAUAACACUCAAGAGUUCCCCAAAAUGCCGGGAAUCAAAAUCAAGUUUAGCGUAGACAGGAGCGUUGUUCCAGUAAAAAACGCAUAUUACAACGUUCCCGCAGCCUUCAGAGAGGGUGCGCGAAACAGACUGCAGGAGAUGGAAACCCAAGGUAUAAUAGAGCGAGUCACGAAGGCUCCGGAGUGGAUAAGCGGCAUGUCUGCGGUCGCCAAAGGCAAAGACGACUUCCGGUUGGUCGUCAACAUGAGGGGACCUAACAAGGCGAUCAACCGGGAGUACUACCGCCUACCACUGAUCGACGAAAUGAAAGUAAAACUUCAUGGGGCUCGAUACUUCUCCAAGCUCGACCUGAGCAAUGCAUACUACCAUCUGGAACUGUGUAGUGAGUCUCGCGAUCUCACAACCUUUCUAACCGAAACGGGGAUGUUCCGUUUCACAAGGUUGAUGUUUGGCGUUAACUGUGCGCCAGAGAUAUUCCAACGCGAGAUGGCCCGUAUCUUGGAAGGCGUGGAAAACGUGAUAGUAUAUAUCGAUGAUAUAUUGGUACACGCAGCAACCUUGGAAGAACUCCGUGCAACAGUAGCACAAGUGUUGCGGAUAUUGAGAGCAAACAAUCUAACAAUCAACACGAAGAAAUGUGAAUUCGAUAAGAUUCGCAUCAAAUUCCUUGGCCACGAACUAGACAAAAGCGGCUUUCACAUCGAAGAAGCUAAGGUGAAGAGCAUUCAGUGUUUCAGAGAACCGGCAACCAUCUCAGAACUCCGGAGUUUCUUGGGUCUCGCUUCGUUUGUCAGUCCCCAUGUCCAAAAUUUUGCCGACAUAACUAGCCCACUAUGGUCCGCAACAACCCAGUGGAGCUGGGGACCUCAGCAAAAAGAAGCCUUCAAGUUAGUCAAGGAACGGAUUAUACAAUGCACCAUAGCACAAGGUUUCUUUUCCGAAGAUGACAGGACAAUUUUAUUCACGGACGCCUCACCGAUAGCACUAGGUGCUGUUCUAGUACAAGAGGACAAGGAUCAGACUCUCAGAAUAAUCUCAUUCGCCUCCAAAGCCCUUACGGUGACCGAAAGGAAAUAUCCACAGAACCAACGGGAAGCGUUGGCGGCCGUCUGGGCUGUGGAACAUUUUUCCUAUUUUCUACUGGGCAGACGUUUCACGCUCCGCACGGAUGCUCAGGGAGUAACAUUUAUCUUAAACCGUGCUCGGGAAGAAUCAAAGAGAGCCCUCACGCGGGCAGAUGGCUGGGCUCUUCGGCUCAGUCCGUAUGAUUACGACGUAGAAUAUGUCCGCGGUAGGGACAACAUCGCGGACUCAUCGUCAAGGCUCUACAGCGGAAAUGAUCACCCAUUUGAAGAAGAAACCAGCCCCUGGGAAAUAGCUUCGCUCGAGGCAAACGCGGUUGAUUUUCUGACAAAUGAAGAGAUAACAGAAGCUACUGCCAGAGACGAGACACUACAAUCGGUAAUGCAAUCUUUACAGACCGGAGAAUGGCCUGAACAUCUUCGUAAGUUUAAAACACUUGAAAGCGAUCUGACUACUCGAGAUGGUAUCGUUGUGAAAACCGGUUGCGUGGUAGUUCCCGAACAUCUCCACAAGAGAGCUCUGGAAAUCGCACACGCAGGUCACCCAUCGGCGGCAAAAAUGAAAUCCAUUUUACGUCAACGCGUGUGGUGGCCUGGUAUGGCCACAGACGCUGAAAAGUGGGUAAAUGCUUGCGUUACCUGUGCUGUAAACGGUCGACCGGAGAAAACCACUCCAAUGAGACGUACCUUCGCUCACAAGGCCGUUUGGGAAACCAUCGCAUUAGAUUUUAAUGGCCCAUAUGUUCAGUUCGGUGGGAUAUCUAUCCUCGCUGUCGUUGACUACCGAUCGCGGUAUUUGAUCGCCAAGCCAGUGAAGUCGACGAGCUUCAUUCACACGAAGCCGAUACUGGAAAUGAUCUUCGAAAGGGAAGGUUUUCCGGCGAACGUUAAAACCGAUAACGGACCGCCCUUCAACGGACACGAAUACAAAAAUUAUUGUAUUGAACGAGGAAUUAACACCAUUUUCUCCACUCCGCUAUUCCCUCAGCAGAAUGGUCUCGUAGAGGGCUAUAUGAAGGUCAUCAACAAGGCGAUGUCCACUGCGUCUUCUAAUAAAACUAACUUCGUCGAAGACCUUCGCGCAGCUGUGGAUGCUCAUAACGCGGCCACUCACCGAGUAACGAGAAUAGCACCUGAAGAGGUCAUGACAGGCCGUAAAAUCAAACGUGGCCUUCCACUUUUGCGUCACGAGAGCAGCAAUGUUGAUGAUGAACUGUUGGAGCAACGGGAUCGAUCAGCUAAACUACUGGCCAAACAGCGUGAAGAUGCUCGGCGGGAUGCCCGGCCAUGUCGAGUUAAGCCUGGCGAUGAUGUCAUCGUUGAACGUUCGUCUCGGGCAAAAGGGGAGACUCGAUUUUCUCCAACGCGUUUUACGGUGGUCAAAGAACAGAACGGCAGCCUAACACUAACCAACGACGAAGGUCAAAUUCUUAAACGCCACGUAUCGCAAACCAGAAAGGUUCACCCGUGGCGCGACGACGACGAGAAAGCAGCAGAAAACCUAAAAUGUGAUCAGCCGGACCAACCGAUCAACAUGAGGAUGUGCAAGUUGAGGAUUAAGGGCCGUUUCUUCAACUACAGCAUCAUCAACGUGCACUGCCCACACGAAGUGAGACCCCACGACGAGAAAGAAGCGUUCUAUGCGCAGCUGGAGCGGGUGUACGCCGGCUGUUCGCAACGGGACGUCAAAAUCGUCAUCGGCGACACAUGA
Ochlerotatus camptorhynchus is the source of this 4542-nucleotide messenger RNA. RefSeq lists its product as uncharacterized. Gene Ontology annotation, molecular function: aspartic-type endopeptidase activity; nucleic acid binding. The record is from RefSeq and is a predicted model, not a curated record. The coding region runs from base 1 to 4542 and encodes 1513 amino acids. The transcript is spliced from 3 exons. Gene Ontology annotation, biological process: proteolysis; DNA integration. NCBI's taxonomy places the organism in Eukaryota, Metazoa, Arthropoda, Insecta, Diptera, Culicidae.